GCCGGUUGUAAGUGCACCCAUUAUUAUGUUCAUUCUACGUGGAAUGCUGGUUUAACCGUUGUUUAACAUGUCAUUCUUCAUUCUGAUAUAGCAGCUGUAUAAUUUAUCGUAUGAAGAGGAUCGGGAAAGAGGAAUAUUACUUUUUGAAAAUAAUCGUGUAUUGAUGCACAGCGGAAGCGGUUGCAAGGUGGUUCAACAUUCGCGAUGAUCGACGUGUUAUCCUUACGAUGCUUUCUACUGCUGAUAGCAAUUUAUUAUGUGGCUGCAAUGUGCACGCCGAGUAACCCAUGUAGAAAUGGAGGAACAUGUUCGAGUACAAAUAAUGAAAAUGACUUUACGUGUAUGUGCACCUCAGGCUGGACUGGUAUGACAUGUGAAACUACUGAAGUUUGCUCAUCAAACCCUUGCAAAAACGGUGGAACAUGCGUGGCAUCAAACUCAGGGUUCGACUGUGAGUGCACAAUGAACUGGACUGGGACGGUGUGCGACGAACAGCGAGCAUCAUCACCAUGCCAAUCCAAUCCCUGUAUGGACAGAGGUAUGUGUACACCAGAGCAAAACAACGACUACAACUGCCAAUGUGAUGCGGGUUUCAGUGGAAAAAACUGUCAGAACGGCAGUCCGACGAGCAGUACGGACAAUACCACUAUAAUCGCCAUAGCCGUUUCUGCCGGUGUGGUGUUGCUGCUGUUGCUUAUAGCUAUAGCCCUCGUCUGCUACGCGAGACGGUCUCGGGCUAGUCGCAAUGGCACACCGCAGCAAGCCGAGAACGGACGCGAGAUGGAAUCACAAAAGCAUCGCCAGGCAAACACGUAUAUAAACCCACCACCAACCGGUAACAAGUCCGAGUUUCCCCGGGACAUGUUACACCUCUUUGGGAUCAUAGGUAGUGGGUCUUUUGCUGUGGUCUACAAAGCCGAAGCUGAAGGAUUGGUACAAAGGGGAGUUAAUACUACUGUAGCCGUGAAGAUGCUGAAAGAUACAGCUACGCCAACGGACAAAAGUGACUUCAAGAAAGAGCUGGAUCUGUACAUGUCGCUGGAGCCACACCCUAAUGUCGUCUCAAUGUUAGGCUGCUGUACAGAGAGAGAACCAUCUUACAUUCUACUGGAGUACGUUCCACACGGCAACAUGCAGACCUACCUGAGGCACAUCAGGACUGGUUCCGAGGCUGCUUACCAGAAUAAGGCCGAGUUCAAUAAAGAUAACCUCACCCCUACGGAGAUCUUAACCUUCGCCUGUCAGGUAACACGUGGUAUGGAGUACUUGGCGUCCAAACAGUGCAUUCAUCGCGAUUUAGCCACCCGUAACAUUCUCCUAGGAGACGGCCUAGUGUGCAAGGUGGCGGACUUCGGCUUGGCUCGGGAUAUAGCUGAGAAAAACCAAUACGAAAUGCAAUCACGGGGACGGGUACCAGUUCGGUGGAUGGCUCCCGAGUCACUGAUCAAUAACAUGUAUACAUCAAAGAGUGACGUAUGGUCGUUCGGCGUUCUGCUAUGGGAACUUGUAACCCUAGGAUCGCAUCCCUACCCUGGCAUGUCUUCCCAGAAGGUGAUUACUGAACUCCAGAAAGGCUACAGACUACCGAAGCCAUUACACUGCGGUGAUGAUAUAUACAAAAUAAUGAUGGAUUGUUGGAAGGAGAAAUCCAGCGAGCGACCGGACUUCACGAAGCUGCACUCCAAGCUAGAUAUACUACUGACAGAUGCAACGGGAUAUCUGGAGAUGGCGAGUCUCAACAAAGAUGAUUACGUCUACCUCGAACCUGAUCAGCAAAGCAGCUCAGAAUCAGAAUAAAUUCAACUUUAUGUUUACAGUCUGUAUAAAGCAUAUACCCAACAUCUAGGGGACGAGAGUGGACUUGGUUAUUACAUAAAAUAAUUGUUAGCGUAAACACUAAGUUGGCAACGACAAUGGACAGCUGUUGAUAGUAUACAACAUUGUGAGAAACGGCACCCUCUGAAGUAAAAUAUUUGUAUCUGAAAACGGCUUCAAGCCUGAAGCGUUUUAUUCUGGAAUCUCAACGCACAUUAGUGCAACGUCAAGGGCGUUUUAAUUUGUCUUUUGUUUUUCUCUUGUAGUUUCCAUGACAACCAAUUGAGUCAACAUUUUUACGGAUUUGUUAUUUUAGCGAUAUGUUGGUUUUCAACAUACUGGGGAGAUUACUGGUCUUUGACAAUAGCAAAAGGUGUCAAGUGCAUAUAAUUAUAAAAGUAAUCUUUUACAUCAAAUAAUUUUAAAUUGAAUUUUAAAGUGCUGAAAUAUGUAUUUAAAAUAUAAUUUCUGGUUUUAAAAGAAAAUUUAAGUUUCCUAUUUUUACAAGAUGUUCAGUUAGUUGUUGUCACUAGUUAAAGUGGAACUGUCCCAUUUUUUAGUUUUUAGUGUAGCGUCGUGAAUAUCAAUUAGCACAGCUCAUGAUGUUUUGUACAUAAUUAUUUUUGAUAUUAUCUCAUUGUAUUAAAUGUAAAACAAUUGUAUGGGAUCGUGUUUACUUUCUAGAUUAAUCUUUAACAAGACUUCCAGUGAGGCUAGGUGGCGGCAGACUAGACGAACUGCCAUUUCUCUUAGGCCCUUUCUUUGAAUCCAUGGCUUCGGCUUUGGAUUCGGCUUCAGUCUCCGUCCUCUCGUCUGAAGCACUGAGCGCGUACACGCAAGGCAUUGUCAAAACAACUGCGGGGCAAAGCUAUAUAGACUGAGCUGAAACUGGAGCCGAAGCCGUAGUUUUGGACAAGGGGCCUUAGAAUGGCGCGCGUGCUCUGAGCGACGUAGCUCAAAGGUUCUGGUCUGUCUGCUGCCACCUACCGUUUCGUUCUGAAGCCUCAAAUAAUUUCUGUGAUCUUUUUAAAUACUAUGCACAUAUAGAAGCAUAUAAAAUAAAAUAUCAAUUGUA
Molecule: messenger RNA, 2890 nt
Organism: Asterias rubens (European starfish)
Lineage: Eukaryota; Metazoa; Echinodermata; Asteroidea; Forcipulatida; Asteriidae
Product: tyrosine kinase receptor Cad96Ca-like
Exons: 13
Coding region: 205-1797 (530 amino acids)
Biological process (GO): protein phosphorylation; positive regulation of kinase activity; cell surface receptor protein tyrosine kinase signaling pathway
Cellular component (GO): signaling receptor complex
Molecular function (GO): calcium ion binding; ATP binding; transmembrane receptor protein tyrosine kinase activity
Source: RefSeq, a predicted model, not a curated record